UACGUAUGGUUACGUUGUGCAACAGACAGUCAACAGAGGAAAAGACCAACCGCUUCCGUGUUGUUCCUGUGUUGUUUUAGCAAACAACUAGCUUUACGUGACUCAGAUUGCAUUUGACAGUACUUCGUGGGAUGAAUAUCAUGCUUUAAUAAGCUCGUUAUACAGCUUAUCUUAAUCAUCCGAAAUGUCGCUGCUACAAAGCUCAAAGAAGAAGGACAGACGAAUUUUAUCUGGUACCUGUCCAGACCCCAAAUGCCAGGCGAGGCUAUUCUUCCCUGCUUAUGGUUCGAUUAGUAUUGAAUGCACAGAAUGUGGCCAGCGCCACGAGCAGAAGAGCCUCUUAAAUGUCGAAGAGGUAACCGAUCCAGAUGUGGUUCUACACAAUCUUCUCAGAAACGCCUUGCUCGGCGUGACUGGGGCCCCGAAGAAAGGCACGGAGUUGGUGAAGGUAAUGGGGCUGUCCAAUUAUCACUGCAAGCUUCUCUCCCCCGUCUUGACCAGAUAUGGUAUGGAUAAACAAACCGGCAAAGCCAAGCUCCUCAAAGACAUGAGUCAAGGUGACAUGUUUGACUGUUCACUCCUCGGCGACAGAGCUUUUCUCAUCGAACCAGAACAUGUGUCAACUGUUGGUUAUGGCAAGGACCGAUCAGGUAGUGUACUAUAUCUCCAUGACACAUUGGAGGAGGUCAAGAAAGCCAACGGUAACAGAGAAUGUCUCAUCCCUGUGCACGUGGACGGAGACGGACACUGCCUGGUCCACGCCGUGUCCAGGGCCCUGGUGGGCAGGGAACUGUUCUGGCACGCCCUGCGUGAGAACCUCAAGCAGAACUUCAAACAGAACCUGGACCGCUACAAGGCCCUCUUCCAGGACUUUAUCGAUGCGGCUGAAUGGGAGGACAUCAUCAAUGAGUGCGACCCUCUGUUUAUUCCGCCCGAGGGCGUUCCUCUGGGCCUGAGGAACAUCCACAUAUUCGGCCUGGCCAAUGUCCUGCACCGGCCCAUCGUCCUGCUGGACUCCCUGAGCGGUAUGAGGAGCUCGGGGGACUACUCCGCCACUUUCCUCCCAGGCCUGGUACCGGAGGAGCAGUGCAAGGGCAAGGACGGGAAGCACAACAAGCCGAUCUGCAUCGCCUGGAGCAGCUCGGGCCGGAACCACUACCUCCCCCUGGUGGGCAUUAAAGACACGGUGCUCCCCAAGCUCCCAGCCCGGCUCCUCCCCAAGGCCUGGGGCGUCCCCCAAGACCUGAUCCGGACCUACAUCCAACUGGAGGCAGACGGCAGCUGUGUGAUAGGAGGCGACCGCAGCCUGCAGGACAAGUACCUGAUGAGGCUGGUCAACGCCAUGGAGGAGGUCUUCAUGGAGAAGCACGGCAUCCAUCCCUCCUUGGUAGCCGACGUGCACCAGUACAUCUACCGGCGCACCGGGGUCAUCGGCGUGCAGCCGGAGGAGGUGACGGAAGCGGCCAAGCGAUCGGUCCAGGAGAACCGUCUCCACCGCUGCCUGAUCUGCGGCGCCCUCUCUGAGCUCCACGUGCCGGGCGAAUGGCUGGCCCCCGGAGGAAAGCUCUACAACCUGGCCAAAACCACCCACGGGCAGCUCCGACCCGACAAGAACUACAGCUUCCCGCUCAACAACGUGGUGUGCUCCUACGAGCCGCAGCGGGACCUCCUGGUGCCGGACUACAAGCUGAGCUCCCUGGGCACCUGCAACUGGUGCCACGGAACCUCGGUGCGCCGCAUCCACGGCGACGGCUCCGUGGUGUACCUGGACGGGGACCGGACCAACACCCGCUCCCAGGGGGGGAAGUGUGGCUGUGGCUUCAAGCACUUCUGGGAGGGGAAGGAGUACGACUGCCUCCCCGAGGCCUUCCCCAUCACCCUGGAGUGGGGGGGCUGCGUGGUCCGAGAGACCGUCCACUGGUUCCAGUACGAGAUGGACGUGGCGCUGAACAGUAACGUUUACGACGUGGCCAUGAAGCUGGUCACCAAGCACUUCCCGGGGGAGUUCGGCAGCGAGCUCCUGGUGCAGAAAGUGGUGAACACCAUCCUGCACCACACGGCGAAGAAGAACCCCGACGAGUACAACCCCGUGUCCAUCGACGGGGCUCACGACCGGAGGCUGGACGAGGUGGCGGAGGGCCAGCAGCCCAUGGACACCCAGCCCCCGACCAAGAUCAUCCUGACGGGCCAGAAGGCCAAGACGAUACACAAGGAGGAGCUGACCAUGAGCCGGGCGGAGCGCGCCCUCCAGCAGAGCAUCAGCGAGAACGCCUCCAGCCAUCAGAAGAGGAGGACCGACCGGCUGAAGCAAGAGCAGAACCACGGGCGUCCGUCCUCCCCCGCUGCGACGCCGGCGAUCUCCUCGUCCUCCGCGCCCGCCACGCCCACCAAAGCCACCUCCUCUCCCGCCUCUAUUAAGGAAAAGAAGAUCCGCGUGACCACCAGCGACGGCCGGCAGGCCAUGCUCACACUGCAGGCACACACCACCUUCCACGAGCUGCAGAGGAGCAUCGCCAAGGAGUUCUCCCUGCCCACGUCGCAGCAGUGCAUCCGCCACGGCUUCCCGCCCAAAGAGCUCACCCCUCCGAAGAGCGGCGAGGAGACCCAGGCCGUGGCCCUGCAGCACGGGGACCGGGUGGUGGUGGAGAUACUGAGGGCCCCUGAGCAGAAGCAGGGCCCCGUCUCCCGGUUCUCCGGCUCUCAUUCCAGCGUCCACGCCGUGAAGAGCGACGCUGCGGCGAGCGGCAGGAUGAACGACGGGGAGCUCCAGGACAACAUCGACCUCGAGAUGUCCUCCCUCUGUCUCCUGGCAACCCUGAUGGGUGAAGACGUGUGGUCAUACGCCAGGAAGCUCCCUCACCUCUUCCAGCAUGGUGGAGUUUUCUAUAACAUCGUCCGGAAGGAUAUGGGCCUGAUGGACGGGAAGCACUGCACCCUACCUCACCUGGCGGGGAAGACGUUUGUGUACAACGCGGCCGAGGACCGGCUGGAGCUGUGCGUGGACGCGGCGGGCCACUUUGCCGUGGGCCCGGACGUGGAGGACCUGGCCAAGGAGGCCCUUCUGCAGCUGCGGUCCGAGGGGUCCCCCCGGGGGGGGGGCAGCCGCGAGGGGAGCCCCUCCCACGGCCUGCUCCGGCUGGGCAGCGGCGGCGUGGUCCGCAGGAAGGAGCAGACCGUCGCCGCCUUCCAGGGGAAGGGCCACUCCCUGGGCAGCGUGGAGGACGCCUCCCCGCCGCAGCGGCCAAUCACGCGGCAGCACAGCAGCGGCGUGGACCUGAGCGCUAGCGUGUCCCGAGACCCCCCCGCGCUGUCGGACAUCAGCGAGGACGCGGGCAAGGAGCUGGUGCGCAUGGCGCCGGGCUUUGUCACCAUGCGGGAGGGCGGGCCGCUAGAGCCCGGCGCCAUGGAGCAGCAGCGGAGGAAGCUGCAGGAGAUGGUGUCCUCCAUCCAGGCCUCCAUGGAGCGCCACCUCAAGGAGCAGCAGAGCCUGGCCGCCACGCCCGCCGCGGGGCCAGGCGAGCGGACAGGUGGGGCCCGGGCGGCGGGGCCAGGGAGCGACCCCGAGCCGUCGGCGACGAUGGACGUGUCGGGCGGGGGGCCCCAGAGCGGCACGCCGCCCGACCAACCGGACGGAGGGACGUCGGGGGGCUCCCAGGAUAACCAAGACGCAGAGCCCAUGGAUCACUCCUGAUCUGGGGACGCCCCCGUGCCUGGCCGGCCCUGGGUCUCGCCGGCCAGCCCCCCGGGUCCACGUUGUGUUCUUCCUCUCGUCUUUACUGCAUGACUAGAGCGGGUUGCCUGUUCCGAAACUCCCCGUAGACUGUCUCAUCUUAUCGCUGAACAGAAACACGCACUGACCCCCCCCAGGCCGGCCCAACGCGCUCCGGAUCGGCCGGAGCGGGGACUGCAUUCCUGUAGAUAGAGGAAUCUUUUUUUAGUCUUUAAGUAUAAGGUUGAGUUGGAGCUGGCGUCAGUUCAGACUGGAUCUCCCCCAUGGGGGUCCUUGAGGGCCCAUUAGCCUCCUCGCUUUCAGAGGGGGGGCCCAACGUCAGGCACCAGGGGUCAGGGGUUUUAUCGCCUGACCUUUAAUUUCCUCUCGUUUCCUUUCUAUCAAAAGGUUGCCCUACAAUCCUCGUCCCGAUUACCAUUACAGUCUAACAAUAGUACCAAUAUUUCCCUCUGAUAUUCGAUUGGUUUGGCAAAUGUAAUUCUAAAUGUUGCUAAAAAUGCAAUACAUGAUAAUGCUAAGGCUGUUCAACCGUGUAGUUAUAAACCACGAUGUUUGAGUUUAAC
This is a messenger RNA of Gadus chalcogrammus (walleye pollock), 4293 nucleotides long. Its product is annotated as deubiquitinating protein VCPIP1-like. The transcript is spliced from 3 exons. NCBI's taxonomy places the organism in Eukaryota, Metazoa, Chordata, Actinopteri, Gadiformes, Gadidae. Gene Ontology annotation, biological process: Golgi reassembly; protein K48-linked deubiquitination; protein ubiquitination. Gene Ontology annotation, molecular function: cysteine-type deubiquitinase activity. The record is from RefSeq and is a predicted model, not a curated record. The coding region runs from base 185 to 3691 and encodes 1168 amino acids.